Molecule: messenger RNA, 1130 nt
Organism: Acyrthosiphon pisum (pea aphid)
Lineage: Eukaryota; Metazoa; Arthropoda; Insecta; Hemiptera; Aphididae
Exons: 7
Coding region: 591-1022 (143 amino acids)
Source: RefSeq, a predicted model, not a curated record
UCAUCACUUCCAAAAAGAUACCAUCAAGACAAACAUCUCUCAUGAUAACAGUCAUAACAGUGAUUUAAUAAUAUUGCUUUAAAUUCUUCGUGAAAGACGUCGAGUUUGGAGACUUAUGCGGACUUGUGUUAGUUUUUAAACGAAUAAUGCCAAGAAAUAUGUCAAAAUCGUUUCAAGUCACAUCGAUUGACGAUGCUUCCAAAAAAAUAGAAGUGGGUACUUGUCAUAAUAUUUUCCACGAGCAAUGAUUAUAAUGUUAUACUAAUUAAUUUGGCUUGUUAAGACAGAAAUUGAGAAUUUAUAUAACAGUAGGUACUAUAAAGAAUUAUUACUGGCCACCCUUCAAAGUUACUAGUAUCCAUUUAAAAGAGGCCAUAGAUCCAGUUCCAUCUUGGCAAAAUUAUCAGAUCAAAGUCGUUGGUGAUAACAAGAUUUAUGGAACUUUUUGUGAAGAGCCAUUGCAAACACCUUCAACAAAUCAUAGUGCUUUUUUGUCGUCAGCAGUAAACUCCACUUUUUACAAAGAAAAUAGUUACAAUGAUUUGCAACCUUUAACAUUGUUUAACAUUUCAAAUACUAUAAUAUAUGUGAUGGAAGCUUCAGAUUACAUGAAUUCAUUAUUACCAACGACAAGUAAAUGUUCAUACAUACCAAUGACUUGUGAAUUUUCAAAUUCAAUAUCACAGAAUUUCAAAUUUAUGGUGUCUCAAAACCAACCAUUUCCGAAUACUAUUGAAAAAUUAUCUUAUCCAACAAUACAAAAUUCAUCUGAAGUGUUGUUAACAGUUCAUAAACGCAUUAAAGAUAUUGAAAUAUAUCUAAACGUCAAUUUCAGAGGCGCAUUAAAAAAAAAUUACAAUUACUACAUAAUAAUAACCCAGUUAUACCCAUACAUCCUGAUAUCCAAUCUUCAUCACAAGUACAAAGUUCUAAAUUAUAGAUCACACUUUCAAAAGGGUCUUCCAAUGAAGAAAUUUAUUCAAUCGGUUUCAAUCAUGUACUACUAUGAAUAUUUUAACUAAUAAUGUGCAGACUGAUCAAUCUUUGUAAUAUUCCACCUUAAGCAAUAGACACAUUUAAAUCUAUUUUUACCUACUUAAUAAUUUUUUGAAAUUAUAUAAUGUAUUAAC